Messenger RNA from Hevea brasiliensis (rubber tree), 710 nucleotides. Its product is annotated as non-specific lipid transfer protein GPI-anchored 5. Gene Ontology annotation, biological process: lipid transport. The record is from RefSeq and is a predicted model, not a curated record. The transcript has 3 exons. The coding region runs from base 1 to 510 and encodes 169 amino acids. Gene Ontology annotation, molecular function: lipid binding. Lineage: Eukaryota; Viridiplantae; Streptophyta; Magnoliopsida; Malpighiales; Euphorbiaceae.
AUGGCACACACACAAAUGGCAACGAGUUUGGCUUUGAUCCUAGUGAGCGUGCUAUGGGCAGGAGCUAUGGCACAGUCUAGUUGUACAAAUGUCUUAAUAAGCAUGUCACCAUGCCUGAAUUACAUCACAGGGAACAGCUCAACUCCAUCUUCACAGUGCUGCACACAGCUUUCCAGUGUCGUUCGCUCUUCACCCCAGUGCUUGUGUGAGGUUCUAAAUGGUGGUGGCUCAUCACUUGGGAUCAACAUCAACCAGACCCAGGCUCUUGCUUUGCCUGGUGCUUGCAAUGUUCAGACUCCACCCACCAGCCGCUGCAACGCCACUUCUCCAGCCGCCUCUCCAGCAGGAACACCAGAAGUUCCAAGUACACCUUCAGGAACUGGAUCUAAAACUGUACCAUCAAGAGAAGUAGAUGGAACAUCAAAUGGGAGCUCCACCAAGUUGUCAAUCUCAUUGCUCGCAUUCCUUCUCUUUGCAGCUUCAUAUGUUUCAACCUUCACAACAUACUGAUUUUCUGAUCAGCAAGUCCACCCUUCACUAUUUCCCAAUCUUGCAUAUUCCCAGCUAUUACUGUUUUUAUAAUUUAUUAUUGAUUUCUCUUUGGUUGAUGGUGUAUGUAUUAUUUACUUUUCUUGACCUCAUUUGAGGUUGUAUUACUGGAGAUAUCUACCUCUCUUCCCUUCACAAUAAAAACAUCAUUUCAUGCCUAA